AACACAGGGGAACAGCAACACAGUGAGGAGCUUCUCCAUCUCACAGCAGCAUGUCAGUACUUUAGGACUUCUCACUUCUUUUUUUCUAGUCUUACACAGAUCAAGAUCAGUGGUUUUACCAUGGAGUUGGGUAAAGUUCAUCUGAAUCUAAAGACAAUGCUUCUGACGAUGAUGAUGUUCAAAUGGGGAAUCCUCUGCACGGCCACAUCAGACAAAUGUUUGUCUGCACCCUGCCAGAAUGGAGCUACCUGUGUGGACACCAUGAAUGAUUAUGCCUGUAUCUGUGCCAGAGAAGGGGUCCGAUACAUGGGAAAAAACUGUGAUGAAUUCUAUGAUGCCUGCUCUUUUGCACCAUGUGAAGACUGUACUAGCACCCUUGGUACCACAGAAUACCACUGCAUCUGCCCAGAUGGACUAACAGGUGAUAACUGCACAGAGGAGGUGGAUGAGUGUCAGAGCAACCCCUGCUCCGAACCCCACUCUAUGUGUGUAGAUCAGCUGAACGGAUACUUCUGCAGAUGUCCUGCUGGGUUCGGAGGACAGGACUGCAGGACACAUGUGACUGACUGCAUCGAUGAACCCUGCAGGAACAAUGGGACUUGUGGAUUACGACCAGAUGGCUUUGAAUGCUACUGUGCACCAGGGUUUGAGGGGAAGACCUGUGAGGAAGAUGUGAAUGAGUGUUCAUCAGAGCCCUGUCAGAAUGGAGCCAUUUGUAUAGAUGGAGUGGCAGAGUUCCACUGCUUCUGUGUGCCUGGUUUUCAAGGCUACAACUGUGAAAUUGACAUCAACGAGUGUGCUUCACGACCCUGUGAAAACAAUGCCACCUGUAUCAACGAGAAGGACCACUACGAGUGUGAGUGCCUGGCAGGCUUUGCAGGAGUCAACUGUGAAACUGAAAUAGACGAGUGUGAGUCCAGCCCCUGCCGCAACGGAGCCACCUGCCACGACCUGACUGGCUUGUACUCAUGUGAAUGUCUGCCCGGGUUCGAUGGCAUCGACUGUGAGAUUGAUGUUGAUGAAUGUGUCAGUGAGCCCUGUCAGAAUGGAGCUGUCUGUCGUGACAUGGUGAACAGCUACGAAUGUGAUUGCAAUGAUACAGGAUUCCAGGGUGACCACUGUGAAGUGGACAUCCCUGAAUGUGCCUCCAAUCCCUGUCACCAUGGAGCCACAUGUCUAGAGGGAGUCAAAGGAUACACCUGCCUCUGCUGGCCUGGUUAUGAAGGACCAAACUGUGAGACUGACAUAGAUGAGUGUGCUGAGCAGCCUUGUGAAAAUGGUGGGGAGUGUUUUGAGCGUUCAGAUCCCUCUCACUUAGAGCUGGACUGGGAGCUCAGCUUUGCAGAUGCAGCUGGAUAUAUUUGCCAGUGUCAUCCCGGGUUUGCAGGAGAAAACUGCUCUGUCAACAUUGACGAGUGUGAGUCUGAACCCUGUCAGAAUGGAGGCACUUGUGAGGAUAAGAUCAGUGCCUACGCUUGUACAUGCUCUGUUGGAUUUCUAGGUGAGCUGUGUGAAGUUAACAUUGAUGAAUGUGAGAGCCAGCCCUGUCAGAAUGGUGGCUGGUGUGAAGACGGCAAGGCAUCCUACACCUGCCACUGUCCUGAGGCAGAGCCAGGUGAACUUCCUUGGGGAGGAGAUCACUGUGAUGUGAAACUCAAUGGCUGUGUGGAACAUGAAUGCCAGAAUGGAGCUACCUGCCAUCCAUGGCUGGAGAAUGGAGAACACAGCCACACAUGCUUGUGCCCUCAUGGCUUCUAUGAUGAGCAGUGCUCCACAAGAACAACAUUCUCCUUCUCCACUCCCGGAUUCAUUCACAUUCAGGUUGUUCUAGAAGAAAGGACCCGGAGGGAGGUUGAGCACCAUGUUCACAGAGGUUUUGGGGUACAGCUACGCUUCCGAACCACUAUACCCAAUAUGUUGCUUGUUUACAGAGGAGAUGUGGACAACCACCUCCUCCUGGAGAUUGUGAAUGGUGGUCUUCGUGCAAAAGCUUUUUCUGAGGAGUCUGAACUAGAUGUAACAUUCCCUGGUUUGGUUAGUGAUGGAGACUGGUGGGACGCUCAUGUGUUUGUAGAUAAAGAGGGUCUGGUUUUGAUUCUGAGAGGCCCUCGCUGUGACAGGGAUAGGUGUAGAGUUAUGGAUGGUGGUACAGAUGAAUCACCUUUCCAGCCCUCUGAAGCUUUUACUCACAUUUAUGUAGGUGGAGCACCAGAUGAGCUUUUGGAGUACUCUGUAAGUGGUGCAGGCUUCAUUGGAUGUAUGGAAGACCUGAUGAUAGACUCUAAGCCUGUCCUACCCCAAACACUUCCAGAGGACCAAGGCCAUGAGCUGGGAUGUACUAAAACUGAAUGGUGUAAGCUUGACCCCUGCUAUGGACAUGGACGCUGUGUAGACCUUUGGACCAGCUACCACUGUGACUGCUACCGUCCCUUCCACAGUGAGAGCUGCUCUAAAGAAUUCCCUUCUAGGACAUACAGCAAUGAGGAUACAGUGAGUUUCAGUGCUUACAAUGUGGGUAAGAGCCAUGGGACCAACUUCAACUUGUCCUUCUUCCUGAGGUCAGUAAAGCCAGACGGGCUUUUGUUCCAGCUGAGGAAACCCACAGAAGAAGAAGGAGGAGAGGUCUACUUCUCAGUCUAUCUGGGGAUGGGGAGGGUUUUGGUCAGCUCUCUGCCUAACAGUGUCCCACUGACAGCACCAAUAUUUGUUACCACUGGUGAGAAGCAACUUCUGCAGGUUGAAGUCCAACACAGACAAGUGAUCUUUGAACAUGCAGGCCUUCGCUAUGGAAUAGGAGAGAUCCCUGAAGUGAAUAUUAAUAGUGGAGAUCAGGCCUAUGUAGGAGGACUUCCGGGAGACUGGGGCUCUGAUGUGUGGGGGGGCCAUUACAAAGGUUGCCUGCAAGACCUUCGUUUAGACUCAGUGCAUCUAGAUGUGGAUGCCUGGAACAGCUCGGAUGAGGAGGAAGAGUAUUUACCAAGUGAUGCUCAAAAUGUAAAGAAGGGCUGUGUCAGUGAUGAUACCUGUAAGAUGAAGCCUUGUCAAAAUGGAGGAGAAUGCACCAUCACAUUCAAUGAUUUUACAUGUUCCUGUCUGGAGGAAUACACCGGAAAGACCUGUGAAACACGUGUGUGGUGUAAUAGUGAUCCUUGUGUCAAUGGCAGCCAUUGUGUGGACCUACCUGAUGGUUAUGAAUGUGUGUACAAUGCCACAUUUGAGAAUAACCCCGUGCAGUACAGUGCCGGAGGCUCCCUGACUGAACCUGUCUCUGAAAUAUACAUGGAGCUGCGGACUCGAUCAGAGAACGCUGUGCUCCUGAGGGCCUCCUGGGGCUCUGACCUGCUGAUGGUGGGUCUACUGGACUCUUCAGUAAGGGUAGAGAUCCACAUUGGCAACAGUGUUGAGACACUGAUCUUUACAGGCGUUCGUCGAGUGGCUGAUGGGAGCUGGCAUCGUGUGAACAUCUCAAUGGCUGAGAAGGAGAGUAAAGCCUCUCCUUGGGUCAUCACUGUGGAUGGAAUCACAGACACCAGCAGUGUGCCAGAGCAGACAGAAGGCCUGCACUUUAUCAAUGAGAAGGGGGCCGUGUUGGCAAUUGCAGAGAGCUUCACUGGCUGCUUGGGUGCAGUGAGAGUCGGUGGAGUCUACCUUCCUUUUACGGAUAACUAUAAAGCCCCACAGCUGUCUAAGUUCCAUUUAGUUGGAAAACCAAAGAUUCAUUUAGGUUGUACCAGCGCCCCUGUUUGUGAUUCGGAUCCUUGUCUAAAUGGAGCCACAUGUGAGGACCUCUUUAAUAAAUUCAGCUGUGUGUGUGACUCUGGCUGGGAUGGAGAACAGUGUGAGACAGACAUUGAUGACUGUGCUUCUCAGCCCUGUGUUCACGGAAGCUGUAAGGACUAUUUAGCUGGUUUCGAGUGCCAUUGCCAGCCAGGAUAUGCUGGCAUACUCUGCGAUGAGGACUUCGAUGAGUGUGAACAUCAUGCGUGUGAACAUGGGGGCACCUGUGAGGAUGGACCCAACAUGUACACCUGUGUAUGCCCCAAGGACUACAGUGGACCUCUCUGCCAGUGGGACUAUCCUCCAAAACAGUGUGGUAAAGAUGUCCAAUGUGAAAAUGAUGGUAUCUGCAAUGACGGGCUGUGGGGAGCCAAUUGUACAUGCAUGCCAGGUUUUACAGGCAGCAGUUGUGAAAGAGAGAUUGAUGAGUGUGAUUCUAACCCCUGUCGAAAUGGUGGUUCCUGUUUGGAUCAAUUCAACAUGUUUGUGUGUGAAUGCCUGCCUGGCUACAGUGGUCCAUUCUGUGACACCAAUAAACAAGCUCAUAAACAGGGCAUUCCCUGGCUGGUGGUAGCCAUCCCGCUGCUCUGCUUCUGUGUGCUGAUACUGACCAUCAGCUUGACCCUUAUGGUGCUCACAGCAAGGAAGAAGCGCCAGUCGGAGGGUGCCUACAGCCCCAGUGCCCAGGAGCUGGCUGGAGCUCGGCUGGAGAUGGACAGUAUGCUCAAAGUCCCACCAGAGGAAAGACUCAUCUGACACAAAGGCUGAAAAAUCAAAGGUGUUAGAGGUGAUCCGAGCACUGCGGGCAAGUGCACAGAACUAACUGUGGAUCUCGUGAAUCUAGUGAAUAUCUGGGAUUACCUGAAGGACAGAUGUUGUAAGAUACAGCCCCCUAAUGGUGGAGACCAGGUACUGACCUAGUGCUGCUGCUUUAUCAUUCAACAGAAAUGUGUUAACCAUGUAAUGUAGGUUUUGGAUUUUUGUUAAAGGACUCUAGACAUGUGAGGAAACAGUCCCAAGUCCAUUUCACCUAAGAAACUCAUUGUAAGGAUGAGGGAACAAGGAAGUACAAUUCACUGUAUAACUCUACACACAGUUUGUGUAGGGCAGGGCCUUAACCUGCUUUAAUAGUUGUAGCUAGUGUACAGAGGACAAUUUAAGGGCUUUAUUUUAAGAAUCACUACAGUCAAUAGCUAAAAACAUAAGCACACAAACUGUGGAAAAUUACCUAUGGUGUUUCCAGAGUCAGAGGAUCAUGGCACAGCUGUGGUGCUGUUGGAAACUGGAUUACAUUUGUAGGAAAGCAUUAUCAAUAGAUGUUAGGGGCCCAAACAUCCAGAAAACAGUCAGGUAACUUGAUUUUGGCUCCAUGAAAACUCAGACUGUACUGGAGUGAUUGGAAAAAUGUUCCAACUUUUCUAAUACAAGGCCAGAACAAUUAAUUUUUCUAGUUUUACUUGCAAUUUGGGUAUUGGUGAUUUUGACAAAUACUGUUCCACUAAAAAAAAACACAGUGUCUUAAAUAGAGUCAAGUACACUUAUGAGUGUAUUUGUUUAAAUAAGACAAAGUGCAGUGGAAUCAGACUUAGUUAAUAAAUGCUGAUGUACAUGAAGCAUGUGACAUAAACGUCAAUCGUCACUUCCAGUGAAGUGACAAAAACAUCAGAUCUAUGUGAAGCUUCAUUUCCAUCAUGUUUUCCACAUGGUUUUUCAAUCAUUUGAGCUUUGACUGGAGCUCUUUUAAUGACCUCAUUUCGUUGUGUCCUCUUCUUAUGCAUUGGUUUAAUGGGAGCGACUGAAGAAUUAGCUUCCCCAACUGUCUAUCAUCAUGAAACCAACACCUGAUAUUCACAGAACAGUAGUGGAUGGAGAAGUGCAUUUAUUUGCAUUCUGUUUUGCUGAUUUUCUGGAAGGUUGGCUGAAAUUUGGAAACUUCAUACUAUCAUACGCUGUGGUGACUGGUUGAAGCUUACUUCUCCCACCUCAGCUCCACUUAGACUGGAGUUGCAUCAAACUUACAAGCACAUAGUUUCCACAAAGUAGAAAGUAGGAUUAAGAGCUUUACAUGAAGCGAUACUACUCUAGAAAAAAGCUAACCAGAAUACUACCGGCUGCAAAGGAAUGUAGGUCCAUGCAAAGUUGUCAUUCGCUGUCACAAACACAGAGACCAGUGUGGUGUCAAAAGUGUUAUAGAGACUUUUUCAUCGCAACAACAAAAAAAAUCUAGCCAACACACAGUAUUUUGGAAUCGUGAAAUGUGGGGUGGCAGUGAAGUUACACUGUGGCAAACAAAAGGCAGCAUCUAGUGAAUUCAUGUGUUUCGGAGGAGGCACAAAAAACAGACUGAGGACUGCUGUGCAACAAUUGUAAAGUGGGGAGAAAAAGUGGAAAAAUCCAUUCAAAAACACACAAAACAUCUAAUGCAUAUUUUAAAAUGACAUCAUUUUAUUUUCAUUUUAAAAGCUAAUUUUUGUGUUAAAUGACAUCAGAAUAUAGUUUUCCUUGUUAGGAACACAGCCUGUUGUACAGUUUACUCCACAAGUUAACUUUUUCAUAGAUGUUUCUCUUCAGGUCAAACCUGUACAGUUUGUAUAUUUAUGUUUCUUGUAAGUUUUAAAUUUGUUGGAAUUUAUUUUUUAUUUUUUUUUGAUUUUUACUGUUAACACCUCACAUGCACAAAGGGAGUGUCUGCUUAUGUUUGUCUCGGCCUCUUCCUUAGCAACUUCACAUUGCUUGCAUGAAACCCAGGCAAAUUCAAGACAGUUUUCUGGCAGAUGAAAACAAACUGCAUCUGUAGAUGUGAAGUUCUCAGUACAUACAGUAUGUAGGAGAGAUUUUUUGAAUAUAAGUUUGAAAUAUGGCACCAAAAUAAAUAAUGAAAGGAAUUAAGGACCUGUCUGCAAGUGUAAGUUUGGGAGAAAAAGUAACAUGAAAUAACAUGUAGCACACUUUAAUGUGGAAAAUACAAAGUACAGUAUUAGUUUUUUUUUUUAAAAACAAACAUGUUCUCAUUUAAUAAGAAUUUAGGUUUUGGCUGCACAGUAUGUGACUGUUUCCUUUUUUUUCUUUAUUUUGAUGUACAA
This is a messenger RNA of Xiphias gladius (swordfish), 6860 nucleotides long. RefSeq names its product crumbs cell polarity complex component 2a (gene crb2a). The transcript is spliced from 13 exons. The record is from RefSeq and is a predicted model, not a curated record. Lineage: Eukaryota; Metazoa; Chordata; Actinopteri; Istiophoriformes; Xiphiidae. Gene Ontology annotation, cellular component: plasma membrane; protein-containing complex. The coding region runs from base 121 to 4533 and encodes 1470 amino acids. Gene Ontology annotation, biological process: heterophilic cell-cell adhesion; establishment or maintenance of epithelial cell apical/basal polarity. Gene Ontology annotation, molecular function: calcium ion binding.